AUGCGGCUUGGCGCGUGGCUCACCAUCGCCCUGUGUACAUGUGUUGCAUUCGCAUGGGCAUCAAAAGGCCAUGAGCUGACGCGCAUGGAGGUCGAUACUCAUCUGCCAUAUGCGGUGUUGCCGUCCGUGCCCAUCUCGAUCCAAGACUUGGAGCUAUCCAACGUGCUGCUUGUCACGACCGUCGAUGGUCGCCUACAUGGUCUAGACCGCACAUCUGGCUCUCUGCUUUGGUCAUUUCCCAGCACCUCUGAUACUAGCGUACACGCGCCACUCGUUACGUCCAAGUACGACCACCGUUCCAUGGAACAGCUCGCCAAAGACGCGCGUGAUCACGGCGAUCCAACACUGGUACGAGCCCUUCAAGAAGAUGGUAUCUACGUCGUCGAGCCGUCUUCCGGGGGCGAUAUGUAUAUCCUUCGUGUACCUCCUGGCGCCACCAUACCCACGUUGGAAAAGCUGCCGUUCACUCUUCCUGAUCUCGUGUCUAUAAGCCCCUUUACUUUGCACGCCGAAGACCCCCGUAUCUUUGUUGCCGAAAAGCACACAUCUCUUAUGGAAUUGAAUGUGUUCACUGGAACAGUGCGUGCAGUAUACAGCAGUAGUGACACGGGCCUACACCAUGCCACAAGCCAUGCCCUCGAUCCACGCACUGUGUCGCGGAGCCAUUCCGACACAGACGGUACGGCUGACGAUGCCAUCGAAUCGCCAUGGGUCUUCAUUGGUCGCACGGACUAUACCCUCAAUAUCCAUGUCCGCCAUGUGCCGCAUGCAGUCCAAACACUACAAUAUCAAGUCUUCUCACCCAAUAUAGCUGACCGCGAUGUGAUGUCACUGUGGCACCAAUCAGCACAGCCGACCGACAAACGUGCAUUUCUCUCAUCUCCUGAAAAUGCCACUGUUCUCUGCUAUGAUUUGCGUCUCGCACGCAAUCCACACAGACACACUACUCAGCCACUGCCGCCCGUGCUGUGGACGUCGCAAAUGGACUCGCUGCCUGUGGACAUAUAUGAUGUGGUGUUUGCCCCCUCUGACGUUGAGGCGCCACUUUUACGUCCCGUCCCCGUACCGCACAAUGCCGGCUUUCUCUCAAGGAUUAUUGUACAACACCAAGGCGCAUCCUCUGCCGAUGAGCUAAGCGCUUUUCUGGGUCUGGCGCCCGAUGGCAGUCUCUUUGCUCUCGGCAGCACCAGAUACCCUUUAGCUGGCUUCGCUGAGCGUGCAGCCGUGCUAAAUCCGGAGCCACAUCAUGCAUCAAGCCUCAUGGCGCCUUGGAUCGGUGGCUACCGCGUGCGGCCUCCCCUGCGACAGGGCAUACCAUUACUUGGCGCGUCACAACCUGUCUUACAACUAGAAGCGCCUCCUUCCAUCGCCACAGAGUGGCGACCGUCGAAGCGACUGGUGGCACAGCUUGUCGGUCUUUUGGCUUUUGCUCUUAUGGUCCUACGAGGCGCCUAUUUGAUAUGGCGUGAAUCACGUCUUCAAUGUUUUGACACAUCAAACCUCUGCUUUGAUGAGGACAAGGUGGUUCAAGAUACCUCAUUGGAAACCGCACCGUCCACACCCAUGCCAGAACUUACGCCAGAGCGACCAGAAAGUGAACCGCGGGCGUCGAACGACCUUGAGGCAGAUCCCAAACGACGGCGAAGGCGUCGCGGAAAGCGCGCAGGUGCAGCUGUGUCGGCUCGUCAGGCCCGUCGAGAAGAGUCUCUGGAACCGAUAACCACGGAGUCACCACCCACGGUGAAUGAGGGCGAGUCACCUGAGCCAUUACCAACGUCCCUGCAAAUCUCUGAUGAAAUCUUGGGAUACGGCUCUUCUGGCACCGUUGUGUUUCGCGGCACAUUCCAGGGUCGCGCCGUCGCCGUCAAACGACUGCUCCGCGACUUUGUACACUUGGCCUCCAAAGAAGUGUCCCUUCUCCAAUCCGCUGAUAAUCACCCCAAUGUGAUCCGCUACUAUUGUCAGGAACUUACCCCGAAUUUUUUGUACAUUGCUUUGGAAGAGUGCCCAGCGAGCCUGGCUGAUCUCAUUGAGAGACCACUCGAUUAUGCCUCAUUAGCAGCUCUUCUAGAGCCGCGACAAGCAUUCAAGCAGAUCACGGCAGGAUUGCAACACUUGCACUCGCUCUCUAUCGUGCACCGCGACAUCAAACCAGGAAAUAUCUUGGUGACACUCACGCCCCAAAACAAGCUGCGUGUCCUGCUCUCAGACCUUGGCCUUUCUAAGCGUAUCGAUGGGCUCACCUUCAGUGCACAGUCACAGAGCGCGCAAGCUGGCGGCACGAUGGGAUGGCGUGCACCAGAGCUUCUUCAAGGAUUCAGCCUGCAUGCUGACGAUGGCAAGGAACGACUUACCCGUGCGGUCGAUAUCUUCUCGUUGGGCUGCGUCGCAUUCUAUAUGCUGACGCGCGGUGGACAUCCAUUUGGCGAGCUGUACGAACGUGAAAUACGAAUUUUACAGAACCAAGUCGACACCAGCGCUCUCUCUGCGUCAGGUGACGAUACUGUCGAAGCUGAAGCUCUGAUCAAGCAAAUGAUUGCACCCAUUCCGAGCGACCGACCCAGUGCGUCGGAUGUGGCCCGCCAUCCAUUCUUCUGGAAUGCUGCCAAACGCGUUGCGUUCUUGCAAGAUGUGAGUGAUCGCUUCGAGACACUGGAACGCACACCUCCGUCAUUUGCGCUUGAAUUACUCGAGCAAAAUGCCGAGUCCAUCGUCGGACCUGAUUGGCGCCGGCGUUUCGACAAAAACUUCCUCGAUGAUCUGGGCAAGUUUCGGACGUACAAUUCAGCCAGUAUACAAGACUUGCUGCGCGUGAUACGCAACAAGAAGCACCAUUUCCAAGACAUGCCCAUCACCUUGAAAAAGCAACUGAGCCCUAUGCCCGAAGGAUUUCUCUUGUACUUUACACGCCGCUUUCCGACUUUGUUUCUUCAUGUGUACGGCGUGCUGGAGCAAUUACCACAAAUGCGCACAGAACCCACAUUUACUAUGUACUAUGAGUCAGAGGAUACGCCCUAG
Molecule: messenger RNA, 3018 nt
Organism: Malassezia restricta
Lineage: Eukaryota; Fungi; Basidiomycota; Malasseziomycetes; Malasseziales; Malasseziaceae
Product: serine/threonine-protein kinase/endoribonuclease IRE1
Exons: 1
Coding region: 1-3018 (1005 amino acids)
Biological process (GO): IRE1-mediated unfolded protein response; protein phosphorylation; intrinsic apoptotic signaling pathway in response to endoplasmic reticulum stress
Cellular component (GO): IRE1-TRAF2-ASK1 complex
Molecular function (GO): ATP binding; protein serine/threonine kinase activity; RNA endonuclease activity
Source: RefSeq, a predicted model, not a curated record